AUGCCUAUAUCUUCUAACCCCUUUUCAGUUGUGUCAGUACCGAAACCCUCCAAAUUCUUCAACAGGAGUGUCUCAUUUGACGACUAUCAACCUGAGAUCAUUGAGCCUGCAGAAUUCCUUAACAUUCAUCCUCCUCCAUAUAGUUCGUCUGGGCCAAAUGCUCACAAUGGUGAUCGAUGUCUUUCAGAGAAUCAUCCGCAUCUGAAAUCAAUUUUGAAGAGGACUUCGGUACAGCCUGUAAGGACCUCUGCUCAGAAGUUAUACGAAAUUCCUGGUACGGGCAUCAGCAAAUCGCUUUUGGAUAUGACCGAUCAGGAAAUCCUUCUUCUAGAUUCCCAGUUCUCUAAAAGACACGUAGAUGUUGAAAAGAACUAUCGGUUUGAUUCUGAUCCUCGCCUCUCUCCAGUUGGAAACCCCUUUGCUGCAAAGAAAGUUUCGAAUAGUGCAUUCAACUUCCUCAACAUGACUGAUUACCCAACUAAACCCAUCAUAAAGAAGAACUCCAUUUGCUUGAAUUUUCGCCAUAGUAAAUAUACCCAGGAGAUCAACAGCAACAAAUUCUAUCUCAUCCUAAUUUCCAAGUACAAGAGUUCUCUUUCAGCUAUAGAUUUUUAUCUUGAGAACUAUAGUAAGGACGGUGAUAACUUGGUCAUUUGCGCCUCUAUUUCGAAUGCUUUCCAAGAGAGCUUGGUCGAGCAAUGCAUUCUUCAAUUAGUCGAUCUUAUUCUUGAUAAGUUUGUUCGCUUCAACAAAAACCUUGCUGUCAAAGUUAACUUUGAAUUCUUCCGCAACAUUAAUUAUAUGGGAGAAACUUUGAAUUUGUACCAGCCAAGUUUGAUAAUUGUGGGCUCUAAAUCUCCCGGCAACAAAUAUACUUCCAUUACGACAACUACUAAAAGCUUUGUGCCCUUGGUUUAUGUCGGUACAAAUUAUAGUGAAAGUCUCACUGCUAGGAACGUAUCCUUCCGUAAGCCACGAUUUUACAGAUCCGCCUCGCCUGCUGCCACAGAUAUUAAUACCCCUUCCUCUCCUGAUCUUAGAUCGCCGCGUAACUUAUCUCCCAUUAAACCCUCACAUAACGAAUCCGAUCAAGGAGAAUAUGACUCUUCCUCAGACUCAGAGAUAUCAUCGUUGGAAAGUGUUGAACAAGGAGGAGCAGAAGAGUCAAAACAGAGACAAAACCUUGAAGAUGAAAAAAAUGUCAAUUUCGAAAACUCAAGUCCAAAACUAUCUGAAGAGAGCUCAGAAAGGAAAAGUAAACCGCCAGCAUUUUUAUUCUUGAAUGCGGUGCCGCAUCUCAAUCAUCUCAGUCGUGCUGAGAGGGAACUACAACCGAGGCCGCCUAUAAUAUCCGGCCAAAAGUCAUCUUCAGCACCGCUUCUUGGGGUUUCAGAUUUGAUGAGAAUAAAAUCAAAUCCCGCCACCAUCGUAACCACUACCACCCCUUCAGUCACUACAUCAUCCACUCACAAAGCUAUACCUAAGCUUAUCAGAACGUCUACUGUCCCUGCUGUAAUUACUCCGGAACUCCUAGAAAAACAUGCCAUGUUUGAAAGGUAUAACAGACGCAUGUCAUCCAUGAAAGUGAAUCCUUACCACGGAAGUGACUACAAUAAGUCUGAAUUUGACUUUUCUGAAUCGCUUUCCCCUUCACGUUCUGACUCUGGAGAUAACCGAAUCAACAGCUCUGACAAGAAGAAAAAUCCUUUAUUGGGGCUGCCGAGAUCCAGAAGUAAGAUCAACCUUUCUGAAUUGGAUACUCUUAGCCCAAACUCUUCUUCUUCAUCUUCUGCUUCUACUGUGUCCGAAAGACGUUCUUCCUCGCCUGUAGGAUUUUUAAGGAAGUUUUGGAAGCACAAAUAA
Molecule: messenger RNA, 1863 nt
Organism: Brettanomyces nanus
Lineage: Eukaryota; Fungi; Ascomycota; Pichiomycetes; Pichiales; Pichiaceae
Exons: 1
Coding region: 1-1863 (620 amino acids)
Source: RefSeq, a predicted model, not a curated record